UGUGUAAGCAAGCUGGUAGUCCUGGUGCUCUACCUGGAGGAGGUGUGGAGGUGUGAAGGUAGCCAUCAAAAGCUAGUCUCCCUAGGAGCUAUCUCUGACCUCUUCUUCAUGUCUUGCCCUUCCCAACUCCAGAGCAUGAAUGGCAUCUCCUCAGGGACUGGGGAAUUUGGACCUGCUGAGAUUGGCCUGGUACCCAUGGAGGAAAAUUCCAUCUAUUCAUCCUGGCAGGAAAUGGGUGAGUUCUCGGUACUGGUCCAGAAGACCGAGGCGGCCACUCGCUGUCAGCUGAAAGGACCUUACCUCCUGGUGACUGGCAAGGACGCCAUCUACCUGAGCGAGCCCACCACUCCGCAGCCCCUCUACGUCUGGCCCUAUCACUUCCUGCGCAAGUUUGGCCACGACAAGGGAGUCUUCUCUUUCGAGGCUGGCCGGCGCUGUGACUCUGGUGAGGGCCUCUUUGCCUUCAGCUGCCCUCGGGCCUCGGAGAUCUGUAGCACUGUGGGGGCAGCUAUUGCUCGCCAGAGAGAGCUUCCUGGACCUGCUGCUUCCCGGCCCUGCCCCUUGUCCCGGGCCUCCUCCCUGCCCACCUUAGAGCCCAUGGGAGAGUUGCGGGAGGCCCCUUUUGGGCUAGAGGCCUGGGGAGGCCAACCAUCUAAUGGAAAGGCCCAGCUAGUCCUAGAGGCAGGUCCUCAGAGCCUGCCCCCCUGCCUGGGGACUACACUGCCAGAUGGGCCCACCUCGGCCAGCCCUUCAGGUUCUGCACUCUAUGCCUCCGUCUCUAAGUGGUCCAGCGGCCCUCUGCGCGCGGCUCCCGAUCCAGCCUCAGCUCCAGCUCCAGCGCCUAUCCCAGUGACUGAGCACCUGUAUGAAAACCUGUGCACCUUGGAGGAUGGCUGCAGCACUGAGCCAAGGGGGGAGUGCCCGCUGCAGGCUUCCCACGGUGGCCAUAAGGACUACCACAUCUAUGACAACAGUGAGUGUCUGAGCUGGCCUGGCCCCCAGGUCACCAUGGAUAGCACCCUGGAGGCCCAGUACCGCAGGCUACUCGAGUUGGACCUGAACGAGGAAGGUGAAGGCACAGAGGAGACUGAGGACAAUGGGCCCGGGCGCCUCGUGGGUCACUCAGGCUUCAAGGCCAAGCUCGUGACCCUGCUGAGCAGGGAGCGGAAGAAGGGCCCAGCUCAAAGGAACCAGGGACUAGGGCCAACAGAUGGACAAGGUUGAGAAAGCACCCUAUACCUGGGCUGUGACCCAGUCUCCCAGCUCUGUGCAGCAUCCCUUGCCCCUCAAAUCAUGUACAGUGUACAGAAGUUUCUUAAUAAAGGCCCUUUAGCCCCCAC
This is a messenger RNA of Vombatus ursinus (common wombat), 1340 nucleotides long. RefSeq names its product docking protein 3-like. Gene Ontology annotation, biological process: cell surface receptor protein tyrosine kinase signaling pathway; positive regulation of MAPK cascade. Gene Ontology annotation, cellular component: cytoplasm. The record is from RefSeq and is a predicted model, not a curated record. The transcript has 3 exons. Bases 109 to 1224 code for a protein of 371 amino acids. NCBI's taxonomy places the organism in Eukaryota, Metazoa, Chordata, Mammalia, Diprotodontia, Vombatidae.